AUGUGGUUUAUGUUGCUCUUUGGAGGCUCCGCUGCCAUUGCCGACAAAGCCGUCACGGCAAUGAUGUUGGGAGACGGGAAAGUCCAGUUUCAGCUCCCAUCGCCAGCGGAUGAGCUCAAUAAGCCCAAGUCCUCAAAGAGCGAGAUGGACUUCAGCGCCCGCCGCCAUAGCAAAGAAUCCGAAAUGCCGCGUAACCCUCAUCCUCAGUAA
Colletotrichum higginsianum IMI 349063 is the source of this 210-nucleotide messenger RNA. RefSeq lists its product as uncharacterized. Lineage: Eukaryota; Fungi; Ascomycota; Sordariomycetes; Glomerellales; Glomerellaceae. The coding region runs from base 1 to 210 and encodes 69 amino acids. The record is from RefSeq and is a predicted model, not a curated record. The transcript has 2 exons.